This is a messenger RNA of Rosa rugosa (rugosa rose), 1840 nucleotides long. RefSeq names its product heavy metal-associated isoprenylated plant protein 36-like. Gene Ontology annotation, molecular function: metal ion binding. The record is from RefSeq and is a predicted model, not a curated record. Lineage: Eukaryota; Viridiplantae; Streptophyta; Magnoliopsida; Rosales; Rosaceae. The transcript is spliced from 3 exons. Bases 200 to 1507 code for a protein of 435 amino acids.
AUAAAAACCCUCAUCAACUUCAUUCUGAAGCAUUCCCACUUCCCACACAAGAAAGCAAGUCUCUUUUCAUUUCUUUUGGCAAAUGGUGAAGAAGCUCAUUAACAAGCCCAAAAGAGAACUCAAAGAGAUACUGAUCUCUCAUCUCUAAGACACAAACAUUUGUGUGCGUGCUCUCUCGUAACUUCUGUCAUAUCCUCCAAUGGCUUCAACAACUGAACCCAAAGGAGAAAUCCAAGAAGUAUCUGAAGAUGUUUCUACUGAAACUCUCAAAUACAAGACUUGGGUAUUGAAGGUCUCCAUUCACUGUGGUGCUUGCAGCAAGAAGGUCACCAAAAUCUUGAAGAAAAUUGAUGGGGUUUACAUUACACAGGUCGACUAUUUGCAGCAAAAAGUGACGGUCAUUGGGAAUGUGGAGGCUGAAACUCUGAUCAAGACACUGACCAAGAAAACAACGAAACACGUUGAGUUGUUGUGGCCUGACCCGAAAGACAAUUCCAAAGACAAGAAACAGAGUAAACCCAAAGGCAAUGAGAAACAGAGUGAAAUCUCCGAGGAAGCAAAAGCAAACCACGGCGGCGGCGGCGGAGAUAAGAAAAAGGGUAAAGAGCCGGUGAAGGAUGAAGUUGUUGAAGUGCAAGAGUCUGGUGGGGGUAAGAAGAACUUUGAAGUUGGUAGUUCUAGCAAUAGUAAAGGUGUUGAGGAAGGUAAUGUUGUCAAACCACAUGAGGGUGGCGGCGGUGGUGGGGAAGGAAAAUUAAAGGAGGCACAGACUGGCAGCUUGCCCAGCCAGUCACAGCCGGCGGCGGCUGAAAAGCAGAGUGGGGGUGUUGAGAGUGAAGCUGUGGGGGAGACAAGUGGAGGUGGUGCUGGCAGUGGCAGUGGUGGUGGGGGUGGGGGUAAAAAGAAAAAGGGCAAGGGGCAGAACGGGAAUCACAAUGUCAAUGCUGCUGAAGGUGAACUGGUUGUCAAUGCACCAAGCACUGAUUCACCACCACCGGUUCAGCCCGGGCCUCAGCCUCAGCCUCAGCCUCAUGGGCCGCCUAAUGUUCAGAGCCAAGUGCCCAAUGUGCAGAGGCCUAUUCCAGUUCCAGCCUCUCAUGGCCCGCCACCUCAGCAGCAGGUGUAUGAGCACCCGUACUACCCAAGGCAGCAGCAGCAGUAUGAGCAUCCUUACCCAAGGCAGCAGCACUAUGAGCACCCUUACCCAAGGCAGCAGCAGCAGUACUUUGCUCCUGUGCAUGCGAUGAACUACAAUGCGGCACACCCCAGCAUUAGCUACGGUGCGGCUCGCUAUGCUCCACAACCUGUUUAUUCUCAGUCGCACACUUAUGCACAUUGGGGUUUGGGGAAUCAGGUUGAUCCACCAGCCUAUGAUUUGGACAACCUUCCACCUGCGGUGCCAUCCCAUCCUCCACAGGUCUAUCCACCACAUCCUUACUAUUCCUCUGAUUCCGAUAACUAUGCAUUCUUCAGUGAUGAAAAUCCAAAUGGGUGCAGUAUCAUGUGAGGCCUUGGUGGUGCAAUGGGGGCGUAAGGGACAUGAGGUGUAUGGAGGGAAGCCUAUAUUGCUCGUAUAAGUGAUCAAGUGCAUUGGGGAUGGUCUCUGUUGUGGUAUCAAGUACAGUGGAUAUGGUAAGAUGAUGAUGUUUAAUCUGGGGGGUAAGGGGAAGAAUAAACUUGGGGUUUAAGGGGCUUCAGCUUUAGCUUAAUCUAGUGCUUUUUAGUAUGUAGCUCUGAGGACUAAUGUAUGCCUUUAAUUUUAGUUGGUAACCAAAUUGUAACUAAUGCCUUUUCUGAUGGAUUAAACUAUUAAUUGGAUUUGGCAUUUGGGUUGUUAUGA